UUUCUGUGGUUCACGCAAUAUUCGUCUUUCAAACUGUCCGGCAAUGUUGGCUACAUGGUUGUUUUCCCGCGUUAUUGAGCAUUGUUUAUUCGUUCGAAUAAGAAGGCCGCGAAGACGCAUAGACGCGGCGUUGACAGAAUAGAAUUUAAAGUAUGGCUUGUUGACGGUGUUGUAUUACUAGCCGAAGUGUGUGUGAAUGUGCGCGUAUUGUAAUUCUAAACUGCUGUAUUUUACUUUAUAUAAUGCUGGACUUCGUGAUACCUAUUUCUCGCGACGAUUUGCUUUCCUGUCAUUCUGACCGGUACGUGCCACAAAACAUUGUGGGACAAGAUGAGUUGAUUCAGAAAUUUUCUGGCUGCAGUAAUGCUCUGCGAAAUAAUGGAUAUAAAUUUAUAUUAGAUAAUUUUGAUACCUUAGUUUCGCUUAAUAUUCAUUUUCAAAGACUUUCAUGGGAAAACUCAAUGAAAGGAUGGUCCAUCAUAAAAAGAGGAAUGAAAGCAAUGGUUGACGAGCUGAAAGAAAUUUUACAUCCUAAUCGUGAAUUAGAAGAGGCUGUUCGUAAGCCAGCAGCAAACUCUACUAAAAUGCUUGUGUAUCUUUUGACACAGACAAUGGCUGGCUUUGAAGAGCGUAUUAAACGUAUCGGUGAUGGCAGAGUUAAGAAAAAAGGGUCACAGAAUUCUUUUCCAGAACAGUUGGAGUGGCAAGAUAAUUUAGAGGAAGCAGUUAUGCUUACACAUGAUUUAUUACAUCUGCCAUUGAUCUGGCUGUGGGAUCCUCCUGUACCAUCAACAGAAGAGAGCUUUUAUCAUCUAAUUAGCAACAUGGCAUUUGCAGUAUUAGAGAAUCCCGCAAGUGUUACAAGUAGAAUGUCACAUGUGAAAGAAACCUUACUUCAUAUACUAGGUAUAAUGGUGAUACGCUAUAACUACAAAAUUAGUAUUGUUUUGAGAAUGGUUGAUGUACUAAAUCGUGUAGAACAUAUUGCCCCAUCUUUGGCUUUAGGUGUGAAGAUUCUCCAUGAUGACUAUAACUGUCAUAGUAUUGUGCGGGAAAUAAUGAAGGAAAUAAUUGAAUCUUAUUCUUCAGAAGUGAUGCCACAAGCUUCACGCAAUCAUGGUGUGUUUUUUGCAGAACUAGCAGAACUUGUGCCUAAAUCUCUCAAGGAACAUUUGCCUAUGAUCUUGCCAUUGUUGGAAAAUGAGCAGGUACCAUUACGCAAUGGCAUAUUGUCUGCUAUGUGUGCAGUGGUUCUUAAAUGUCUCAGUCAUGAUGAUAUGACUGUUGUUGAUCGUCGUCAGCGUGAUGAAUUACUUGACUACAUGCUGGACUACAUUUACGACCCAAAUGCUUUUGUACGAGCUAAAGUCAUUAGUUUGUGGCGAAGACUCCUUGAAGAAGGAGCAGUGCCACAGACUUUACGUUGUAAUGUACUGGAGGCAACGUCUGGGCGGAUUGUGGAUACAGCAUCCUCGGUUCGCAAAGCAGCUAUUCAAUUAGUGACAGUAUUUUUAGAGUUGAAUCCUGCAUCUGCAAAGUUGGGCACUGAAAUUCUGCAAGAGCAGCUAGAGAAGGAGCGUAAUGAGCUCAUGGCAAUGUGCGACAAGUACAGAGAAGGUAAUCCACGUGAGAUGUUCUGGCUGGAGAUGCAAGCUAAUGUGGAAACUGUGUUGCGAGAACACUUUGAAAAGGAGGAAAGUGAUGAUCCCCUUGAUUCAAUUGGAGGAGAACAAGGAGGGGAUGAAAAUGGGAAUGAUGAUAAUGAAGAUGAAAAAGAGGAGGAAGAUGAAAAUCCAGAUGACCUUCUAACUUCUGUUCAUGGUGCCAUGUGUGAAGCUCUUGAGAAAAAGAAAUUUAUUAAAGCCUACAAGUGUGUGACUCGUAUAGAACAUUUGGCUCCUGAAUGUAUUGUUAAAAAGAAAGAAUCUGGUAUUAAAGGGAAAGUUAAUUUCUAUUUGUUGUUAUUGGGUUCCUUUUAUUCAUAUGAGAAAUUAUCAGUUCAAGCUCUUGCCAAGGAUAUACAAGAUACCCCAAUUGAAAAAGAAGAACUACAAAAUUUGACAGCAAAGCAGCAUUUUGUUGCGUAUCUGGAGGACUCUUUGAAUUUUGUCAAUCAAAUGGAAAAUGCUUUGAUGUUGCUCCAAAAACUGUUGUCUUGGUCUAUAUCUCAUAUCGGUUCAGGAAUCAAUGAAGGAAUUGCAGAUGCAGUACGUCUGGUGGAAGUCGCUCAUGUUGGUGGGGUCCCUAGGGCCAAAAACUGUAUGACUACAGUAUUGCAAUUAAUGUUACAUCAACCAGAAGCUCCUGUUAUAUCUGCUAUUGCAGCAACAGCCAAGACAGUUUACUUUCAGAAUACUCGUUCUGAUGGGAUGUCACGGGCGGAGCGAAUAGUAGCAAGCCUUAUGAAACUCCUUGCAGAAUUAACAAUGGGUGAGGCGCAGGCUGUGGAAGAACUGAUGAAGGAAUGGGUGAAAAAUGGAGAUAUUACUGGUAGUUGUGUUCAGGCAAUGUGGGAAAUAUUUCUACAUCCAGAACGAGCUUCUGAGCCAAAGGAUGUUCUCAGCAGGCGUUUGCUUGCCUUAGCUUUGCUACGGAUGGUUGCUCCUGUCCUUCCAGAACGUGUACGUGCUCUUGUUCCAGAAAUAGCCACUCAUAUAUUUUCAGCAAAUGAUGUCAGAACUCUGAAUCUUGAAAUAGCUUCAGAAGCUUGUGCAGUAUUAUCUAGCACAUGUCCUAUCAUCCAACACAAUCAUACAGCACCUGUAAGCUCAAUUAGGCUCCCACUUGAUCAUAUCUUAUUCAAAGAACUUGGCAAUAUGUUAAAAUCUGCAAUCUGGAUCAAAGAGAGUGAUUAUUUUGUUCCUCUUGCCAUUAAUGCUGUGAAUUUAGUUUAUGUGUUUUGCCUGAGUCCUGAACCAUUUGUGGAAGGCGUAUUGAAAUCCAUACUCUGUUCCCUGCAAGAAAAGAAACAAAAUGCUUUGAGUUGUAUCUCUCAAGGAAUGGAUAACAAUGAGGAUGAAUGUCCAACUCAGAUGCCAGUGAUUCCAUGUUUUGCUUUAGGGCGAUUCCUAGCUGUUAUUGGCCAUGUUGCAAUGAUGCAAAUGGUGUUCAUGGAUACUGCAGUGUAUUCUAAAAUAAGAUCUGUGGAAGAAACUGACAAGAUUCAAAAAAACCAAAAACGAACACAGGCCAAAAAAGGAGCUAAAAGAAGAUCAACUGCCAGUAAGUCAAUGAGCAAUGUUUCAAUGAUAGAAGCAGAAAAUCCAUCUUUUGUAGGUUCCUCUGAUAGCACAAGUGCCUCAACAAAUGGAUUAGAAGAAGGUGAAGAGAGCACACAGGCAGAAGAUAUAGUAUCUGAAAGCAUUCGACAAUUUUGUGAAAAUGAAAUGUUUAGACCUGACAGACUGCUGGGGCAGUUACUUCCUUUAGUAGUAAAUGUUGUUUCCAAACCCAAAAAAUAUGCAGAACCCAAUGUGCAACGUACUGCCUUGCUGGCCUUGUCUAAAAUGAUGAUGGUUUCCUCAACAGUAUGUGCUGAUAAUAUUCAGUUGUUUGUGUCAGUGAUGAGUAAUAGCACAGAUCCAGAUACAAGAUCUAUGGCUAUUAUUGCCAUUGCAGAUAUAACAUUGCGUUUCCCAAAUAUAGUGGAGCCUUGGUCUAAACAUAUCUACAAGCGCCUGCAAGAUAGCUCAGAGGAAGUACGACUCACUACAAUACUCAUUCUCUCACGCUUGGUAAUGUGUGACAUGAUAAAGGUGCGAGGGCAAAUCUCUGAUUUAGCAUUGUGCAUUUGUGAUAAAAAUAGUACAAUUGCGAAUGCUGCUAAAAGUUUCUUUAAUGAACUCUCAAAGAAGCAUAAUGUGCUGUAUAAUGUUCUUCCUGACAUUAUAUCUGGACUCUGUUCAUCAGAACUUCCAGAAGAGAGAUUCAAUGAAAUUACUAAAUUUGUGUUUGGCCUAAUAAAAAGGGAGAAACAAAUUGAAGUUCUUGUAGAAAAAUUAUGUCAGAGAUUCCAACUGAUUUCAACAGACAGACAAGCAUGUGAUUUAGCCUUUUGUUUGACUCUACUUCAUUACAACCAACGGGCUUUGGGACGACUGACUGACCAGUUGCAAUUAUAUGCUGAUAAGUUGCAUAUUGAUAAAGUGUACAACUAUUUCCAGAACAUUGUGCAAUCACAUACAAAAUCAACCUCGAAACCAGAAAUUAAGUCUGCUGCUGAGGAAUUGAAUGCUGCAAUUGAACAAGUCCUUAAAGUGCGUACUGAGAAUCCAGAUCAAGAAGUGCCAUUGCCUCCAUCCAGUACCAAGGCAAGGGCAACGCCUAGAAAUCCUCGUGCCUCUUCAAGAGGUAGAGCUACUCCAUCUUCAACAAUAAAGAGUGGAAAAAGGAGAGUUCGACGGAAGGUGGUGUGGUCGUCAUCAGAUGAAGAACUUCCCGAAAUACCUGAAUCACCCUGAUAAUUGGUAGUUGUUUGUGAAAUUUUAUUAUUAGUGCAAUUUAUUGUAGGUUUUCAGUAUCAUAGAGCCGAGAUGCUAAUUUGACAUCUAUUUGUAUGUCUCUUCAACAUGUGUAAAGAAUUAAAUGGAGCUUCAGCUUCUCACUCUUUGCUACUGUACUUCAGAUGUGGGUCGUUUGACAAUAAUAUAUCAUAAAAUGAGAUCAAGAUUUGUUUUCUGCAUUUCUUUAAAGAAAAAUUGAUUUUGAUGAACUUCAUGAAAGACUAUGUAGAGGAAAUUAUAAUUAAGUAUAUUUUGGUGUUCGUAUUGUGUGGGUUUUUUUAAAUACGUUUUAAUUGAAUUCUCUUUUCAUAUUCUUGAAGUUUAAUCUAUUUUUCAAAUGGCUUAAAAUAUUUUCUUUUUGGUUUUUAGUGAGUAUUGUGUUUGUUUCAGCAUAAUUAUAUGCAUGUUACAAGCAUAAUGACCUGAAUAGUCUUCAAUGUAGGACCUAUAAUUUGAGUUGCAUUUAAAAGCAUAUUGUAUGCAUAUUAGUAUUGGAACUAACCGAUACAAUGAGUGAUUGUAAAUAUAGUUUGCUUAUAAAUGUGUUUUAAUAGUACUUGUAGAUAAUUACUUCUGUAAUCCUUUAUUCAAAAUUGUAUAUAUCUGAUGUUGAAUAUUGACAUUUUAAAAACGUUUGUACCUUAUUAUUUUAUACUAAUGAAAUAAAUUUAAAUGAUCUGCUAUGCAAUAGAAAGUGUUUCAAUUCACUGUUAUUUUUCACAGUUCAAUACGCUAGUGGUUUGGAGUUGACCAUGUUAUAAAGAUGGAAACAGAGGCAAGAUAGCU
This is a messenger RNA of Gryllus bimaculatus (two-spotted cricket), 5288 nucleotides long. NCBI's taxonomy places the organism in Eukaryota, Metazoa, Arthropoda, Insecta, Orthoptera, Gryllidae. The record is from the annotation of a GenBank genome assembly.